AUGUUCAUCAACCGCUGACUAUUUUCAACUAACCACAAAGACAUCGGCACUCUGUACCUCCUAUUCGGCGCUUGAGCUGGAAUAGUAGGAACUGCCCUAAGCCUCCUAAUCCGUGCUGAAUUAGGCCAACCUGGGACCCUACUAGGAGAUGAUCAGAUCUACAAUGUCAUUGUAACCGCCCAUGCAUUCGUAAUAAUUUUCUUUAUGGUCAUACCCAUUAUAAUCGGAGGAUUCGGAAACUGAUUAGUCCCCCUGAUAAUUGGAGCACCUGAUAUAGCUUUCCCCCGAAUAAACAACAUAAGCUUCUGAUUACUUCCCCCAUCAUUCCUACUUCUUCUCGCUUCCUCAAUAAUUGAAGCAGGUGCCGGAACAGGCUGAACCGUAUAUCCUCCUCUAGCUGGAAAUCUGGCGCAUGCAGGAGCCUCUGUUGACUUAACCAUUUUCUCUCUCCACCUAGCUGGGGUGUCCUCGAUUUUAGGUGCCAUCAACUUUAUUACCACAAUCAUUAACAUAAAACCACCAGCCCUAUCCCAAUAUCAAACCCCCCUAUUCGUUUGAUCUGUCCUUAUUACGGCAGUACUCCUUCUCCUAGCCCUCCCGGUCCUAGCAGCAGGCAUUACCAUGCUUCUCACAGACCGUAACCUGAACACUACUUUCUUCGACCCCGCAGGAGGAGGGGAUCCAAUCCUUUAUCAACACCUAUUCUGAUUCUUCGGACACCCCGAAGUCUAUAUUCUUAUCCUACCAGGCUUCGGUAUAAUCUCACACAUCGUCACAUACUACUCAGGUAAAAAGGAACCUUUUGGCUACAUGGGUAUAGUGUGAGCUAUAAUAUCCAUUGGCUUUCUAGGCUUCAUCGUAUGGGCUCACCACAUGUUUACAGUAGGGAUAGACGUUGACACACGAGCAUACUUCACAUCAGCUACCAUAAUCAUCGCUAUCCCUACUGGUGUAAAAGUAUUCAGCUGACUAGCCACCCUGCACGGAGGAAAUAUCAAAUGAUCUCCAGCUAUACUCUGAGCUCUAGGCUUCAUCUUCUUAUUCACAGUAGGAGGUCUAACAGGAAUCGUCCUAGCUAACUCAUCCCUAGAUAUUGUUCUCCACGAUACUUAUUAUGUAGUAGCACAUUUCCAUUAUGUCCUGUCUAUAGGAGCAGUCUUCGCCAUUAUGGGGGGAUUUGUACACUGAUUCCCUCUAUUCUCAGGAUACACACUCAACCAAACCUGAGCAAAAAUCCACUUUACAAUUAUAUUCGUAGGGGUAAAUAUAACCUUCUUCCCACAACAUUUCCUUGGCCUCUCAGGAAUGCCACGACGCUAUUCUGAUUAUCCAGACGCAUAUACAACAUGAAAUACCAUCUCAUCCAUAGGAUCUUUUAUCUCACUUACAGCAGUGAUACUAAUAAUUUUCAUAAUUUGAGAAGCGUUCGCAUCCAAACGAGAAGUGUCUACAGUAGAAUUAACCUCAACUAAUCUGGAAUGACUACACGGAUGCCCCCCACCAUACCACACAUUUGAAGAACCCACCUACGUAAACCUAAAAUAA
Messenger RNA from Equus caballus (horse), 1545 nucleotides. The record is from the annotation of a RefSeq genome assembly. NCBI's taxonomy places the organism in Eukaryota, Metazoa, Chordata, Mammalia, Perissodactyla, Equidae.